UAACAAAGAAAAGUAAUACAGGGUUAGAUUUAAAAGUAGAAGACAAGAAAAAACCCGAUAGCGAAGAAUUAAUGAAAAACACGACAGAAGAGUUAAUACAAGAACUAGAAAAGAUGUCACUUAUUAUACCUGUGUUAAUGAAUACUAAUAUUGUAGAAAAUAUACAAAGGUUAAGUAAAAGUAACAAACAAAAAGAAUCACCA
Molecule: messenger RNA, 203 nt
Organism: Dentiscutata heterogama
Lineage: Eukaryota; Fungi; Glomeromycota; Glomeromycetes; Diversisporales; Gigasporaceae
Source: the annotation of a GenBank genome assembly